Messenger RNA from Trypanosoma conorhini, 2316 nucleotides. Its product is annotated as putative minchromosome maintenance (MCM) complex subunit. Gene Ontology annotation, biological process: double-strand break repair via break-induced replication; DNA replication initiation; DNA replication. Gene Ontology annotation, cellular component: MCM complex; nucleus. Lineage: Eukaryota; Euglenozoa; Kinetoplastea; Trypanosomatida; Trypanosomatidae. Bases 1 to 2316 code for a protein of 771 amino acids. The transcript has a single exon. The record is from RefSeq and is a predicted model, not a curated record. Gene Ontology annotation, molecular function: 3'-5' DNA helicase activity; DNA replication origin binding; single-stranded DNA helicase activity.
AUGGAGGCGGAUGCGGGCUUAGUGCAUGUGACGAACUUCCGCGGCGGCUUGGCGGCCGGCGACGACGAGGGGGAGCGUCCGUCGGACGAGGCGGUGGACCUGAAGUUGAUCUUCAAGGAGUUCAUUGAGCGGUUUCGCAUCCACAACGAUCAUUUGUACAUGGCGAUGCUGCGGUCAAACCUUGCGGGUGGCUUGUACUUCAUGGAGGUGGAGAUGAUGCACAUCCAGCAGUUUAGCGGUACCGUGUUCAGCGCCCUCCACGCCUCUCCCACACGCACACUGCCACUCUGCGAGCAUGCGCUGUGGGAGCUGGCGCAUGAGCGGAAGCUGUUUCAGCCCUUUGCCCGCCAGAGCACGAUACAGCUGCAACUAUGCUGGGCCGUGCCACCCACACCGCUCCGCCAACUGGCCCAGGCAUCGGUGGCACGGCUAGUAUGCGUGAGCGGGAUUGUGGUGAAGGCCAGCGCCUGUCACGCCCGUUGCGUGCGGGCGGCAAUUCAGUGCACCAGCUGCUUCAGCAAAACAUACAUUAACGGCGGGCGAAGCAUCGAGCUUCCACCGCAUUGCUUAGAAAAUGGGGGUCGUGCCAACGGUGCCCCCGGGUUCGGCGCUGCUGCCGGUGGCGGGGGCGGUGGGCAACGCAAGUGUCGACCGAAUCCCUACACACUGCUGCCGAUGGAGUGCGAGUACGAGGACCAGCAGAUUGUCAAGCUGCAGGAGCUACCGGAGGACGUCCCAACAGGGGAAUUGCCCCGCCAUGUCACUGUUGUGGUGGACCGCUACCUCGUGGACCGCGUGAGCCCCGGUUCCCGGGUGCAGGUGGCCGGCAUCGUCUCGGUGCAGGAAAAGCGUGGCAGCCUUGAGGGUGGCGGGAGAAAGGGAAAGGGCACGCGGGGUGUUGCCGGGCUGCGUGCGCAGUACCUUCGUUCGGUGGGUCUCAUGUACAUCACAUCCAGGGAGGGCGGGAUAGACGUGCAAAGCGUCAAUCAAAACUUUUCCUCGCGGGUGCGGUCGCAGUCAGUGACGACGUGGCAAGCGGAAGAUGAGGCCGCCUUCAAGCGCUUUGCGGAUCAGGGGCAUGUCUACGAGAAGCUGGCGCAGAGCAUUGACCCUGCCAUCUUUGGCCUCGAGGACCAAAAGAAGUCCAUUGUGUGUCUGCUCUUUGGUGGGACACGGAAGAAGCAGGGAAGCAACUAUCUGCGUGGGGACAUGAACGUGCUGUUUAUCGGCGACCCCUCCACCGCCAAGUCGCAGCUGCUGAAGUUCACUGAGAAGGUUGCCCCCAUUGGCAUCUACACGUCCGGCAAGGGCAGCAGCGCCGCGGGGCUGACGGCGUCUGUCAUCUCCAACGGAAAUGGUGACUUUGUGCUGGAGGCGGGGUCGAUGGUGCUCGCCGACGGCGGGGUGGUGUGCAUCGACGAGUUUGACAAGAUGCGGGAGCAGGACCAGGUGGCGAUCCACGAGGCGAUGGAGCAGCAGACCAUCUCGAUCGCCAAGGCAAACCUGACCACGAUGCUGAACAGCCGCACCAGCGUGCUGGCCGCGGCCAACCCGACGCUCGGCAGCUACGACCCGCUGCGGUCCAACGAGGACCAGAUGGACUUUCAGAGCUCCAUCCUCUCCCGCUUUGACCUCAUCUUUAAGGUGCUCGACCCCCGCAACCCGGAGAUCGACAGCCGCCUCGCCCAGCACGUCGUGAACCUUCACAAGGGCGGGAGUGGACGGCACGCAAACGCGUCGUCGUCGCCCGUGGUGGAGAGGUCAUUUUUCACCAAGUAUGUCUCCUACGCCCGUGCCACACGCCACCCACGCAUCUCGGAAGACGCCAUGGCCGUCUUGCUUGACUUCUACGUGCAUGUUCGUCGAGAGGCACACCAGCAUACCCUUGAGGCGCUUUCCACCACCUCUUCCGGAGCAAAACCGCAGACGCCCAUCAUUCAAAUCACCGCCCGUCAGUUGGAAAGCUUAGUGCGCAUCACGGAGUCCAUGGCACGCAUGCGGCUGGACGUGCUUGCCAACCGCGCGGACGCGGAGGAGGCGAUCCGGCUCUUCAAGGUGGCCACCGUUGACGCGAUUAAAAGCGGCGUAACGGAUCAAACGAUGACGGCCGCACAAAGUGAGUUGGUGCUGCGCAUUGAGGAGUCGCUGCGUCGUCGCGUGGCGUUGGGGGCGACGGUGGAGCAAAAUCGGCUUUUGGCGGAGAUGGCGCGCAUGGGGUUUGACACGAAACUUGUGGAGCGUGCCGUGUACGCCAUGGUGAAACGCGAGGAGCUUGAGUGGCGGAAGCAGCGCACGCUCAUUCAUCGACUGCGGUGA